Molecule: messenger RNA, 1882 nt
Organism: Babesia bovis T2Bo
Lineage: Eukaryota; Apicomplexa; Aconoidasida; Piroplasmida; Babesiidae
Product: MIF4G/MA3 domains containing protein
Exons: 1
Coding region: 61-1827 (588 amino acids)
Biological process (GO): mRNA splicing, via spliceosome
Cellular component (GO): catalytic step 2 spliceosome
Molecular function (GO): RNA binding; protein binding
Source: RefSeq, a predicted model, not a curated record
GUGUUUAAAUAGGUAAUAUAAGGUGGCGCCCAUUGUAUUUUAUAAGGUAAGAUCGUUACAAUGGCUGUUUCCGUGGAAAAUGGAGAAGAAGGCAAGUUGAAACUUGCAGAUACAGCAUCAUCGAUUGAACAUGGUGCCGCCAAGUUAAGGAAGACCGAUAACGUUAACGCAAUACCCAGUAAAGGCCUGGACAAUGACCAUGUUGGUGCAGAUGCGGUUGAUAAAGGUGGAGUCAAUCCAGGAGGAAGACUUGGGGGAAUAUAUAUACCCCCUUUCAAGUUAGUAAGGCUUCAGCGUGAGGUCGCAGCCGAUGGCUCAAUUGAAUACCAACGUCAAGAAUGGGACAAGUUGAAAAAAAAGAUUAACGCAAUUGUUAACAAGUUAACGUGCUCCAACGUAUCGGAAUUGGUACUAGAGUUGUUAGAUUGCAAUUUAAUCCGUGGACGUGGGCUGUUCGCUCGCAGUUGGAUACGUGCUCAGAUGGCGUCACCUGGAUUUACUGAUAUUUACGUUUCAUUUUUGGCAGUGAUCAAUUCAAAAUUUCCGGAGAUUGGUAAUCUUAUUCUCCGGCGUAUAAUUCUACAAUUUCGCAGGGCAUUUCGAAAGAAUGAUCGUAUACUGUGUCAGACUGUGGCAAAGUCAUUAGCCCACUUGGUCAAUUACCGUGUAGCUCAUGAAGUAUUGGCCUUGCAAUUUCUAGCUAUACUUCUAGAGAACCCGACAGAUGACUCUGUAUCGGUAGCAGCUGGUUUUCUGGAGGAUGUAGGCAACUUCCUAGCCCAAGAAGCUAAGCAAGCAUUGGAGGCCAUAUUCGAUCGAUUCAAGCAAAUAUUGAGUUCAGGAAAGGUAGACAAAAAGACGCAAUACACUAUCGAAGCGUUGUGGCGUUCAUUCAGGAACAAAUUCAGUGACCAUCCAGCAGUUAAACCAGAGUUAGACUUGGUGGAACUUGAAGAUAGUAUAACUCAUGAUUUGGAUUUCCUUGAUGACACAAUAACAGCAGAUGAAAUGUUAAAUGUUUUCAAGCCAGUAGAACCUGAAGUCUAUAUACAAGAACAGGAAAAAUGGACUCGUAUCCGUAGGCAGCUAAUGGGUGACUCCGAUGAUGGCUCUGAUACUCACGAUAGCGAUUCAAGUGUAGAUUCGGAGGCUGAACAACACGAUGAGGACCAAUCGGAAGACAAACCUACUACUGGAGCUACAACGGUCAUUCGUGAUUCCACAGGCCAGGAUCUGGUCAAUUUGCGCAAGACAGUAUAUCUCUGUAUCAUGUCAUCCCUGAAUUAUGAAGAAUGUGUUCACAAGCUGCUAAAACUGAACGUUAAGGAGGGUACUGAAAUUGAAAUAUGUACAAUGUUAAUAGACUGUUGUGCCAUGGAACGCACGUUCCAGCCAUUUUAUGCGCUGCAGGCUGAACGGCUCUCGAAACUCUCACGUGUCUACGCACAAAACUUCCAGGAAUGCUUUGCCAAACAGUACCAAUUGAUCCACCGCCUGGAGACGGCUAAGUUGCGCAACGUGGCUAAAUUCUUCACACAUUUACUGGCUACUGAUGCGUUGCCGUGGUCUGUGCUCUCCAUAAUCACGUUAACUGAAAGUGCCACCACAUCUAGUGGUCGUAUAUUCAUCAAGAUAAUGUUGCAGGAGUUGUGUCACACUUUAGGUAUACGCAACCUUAGCGAACGCCUACACGACCCGGAGCUCGUUCCACACCUUAGUGGUAUAUUCCCGCACGAAAAUCAGGAAAAUAUCAGAUUCGCCAGUAACUUCUUGACCGCCAUCGGCCUGGGCGCUUUGACCACGGAGUUACGGAAGCGUCUGAAAUAGGCCGGGGAAAUGAACUUUAUAGGCAAUACUGAUACAAUUGACCGUGAAUUCAACA